Messenger RNA from Dermacentor silvarum, 2114 nucleotides. RefSeq lists its product as uncharacterized. Bases 179 to 1939 code for a protein of 586 amino acids. The record is from RefSeq and is a predicted model, not a curated record. Lineage: Eukaryota; Metazoa; Arthropoda; Arachnida; Ixodida; Ixodidae. The transcript has 4 exons.
GCCCUUCCGAUUUCCGCAGUUUCUGCUUCUGCUGUGGUUUCUGCUUUUGAAGUUUCUGGACAGUUUGUCACGUUGAGGGCUAUGGUUGCAGUCACGGUGUUUACAAGUUGAUCGGCAUAACUGCUGAAGAGGCUUUGCAAACCCGAGCGCCGUCGAGGAUUUCGGAAAGUGCAGCGACAUGGUGCAGUGCUGCGUACCCUUUUGCAAGUCGACACCGGGUCCAUCAAAGACUUACUCGUUUCACGAGUUUCCCGUCACGAUGGUUCGUUUCGAAUGGCUCCGACGGAUCGCCCGCAAAGCCAAUGGUACGAGUAAUGAGCCUUGGCGCCCAAGUGAUCGAAGCAAAGUAUGCAGCCUGCAUUUCCGUGAGGAGGACUUCCGCCGGGACCUCAAAAAACGCCGUCUCCUUCCAAAUGCCGUGCCAUCUAUAUUCCCGGGAUACCCUUCCGAAAUGCAGCAGGCACGUCGCCUGUCGUCACCGCAAAAGGGCAAGAGUCCUGUGUGCAAGGAUGUGCUACAGCUGCUGGGAAAAAGAUUGGUGACCGAGGAACAUGUCGCUAGGCCACGACGUGGACGCAAGAAAAGACGGUUGGCGAGUGCUACAUCAGGCAUUUUGACAGACAGUGCUCAAGGAACAGGUGAAGUCUCAAGUGCUGUGGAUCAACACAAAGCAGCAUCAGGCAAUACAGUGACUGCAACUUCAUUGAAUGUGAUGAAUAGGAAACCGAAAAGAGUUGGUGCCUUUGCUCAGAAGUCACGAUCCAGAGUGUUGCACUCAAAAGGUGUGCAGAUUUCAGAGCCAGACAAGGGGUUGGUUGUGUCUUCUGCUUCCGUGCCAACUGCUUCAGCUACCAUGGGACAGCACAUGCAAAGUGUGUCUUCAUCAUCGAAUGCAGCGUCUUGUACACAGAAGCCAAUUGCAGACACACGCUCAUCAAAGGCGGUUGUCCAUAAAUUGCACAGAUUACCUAAGUCAUCUGUGCCUUCUGCAAACCCUGUAGUAACUACAACAAAUUCGUGUGCUGUGAAAGGAGCUCUAGUAAGCUUCGCACCGCUAGUGAAUCAAGAGAGAACUUCGGGCAAAAUGGUGCCACAGGGUAAGUUGUCACAAUCGGAUGUGACUGCCAGUGUUGCGCCAUCAUCACAAGUAAUUGCGACCUCCACGAGCACACCACCAGCAUGUACAACACCAAGGCUGACAGUGGAGCCUGGGACAUGUUUGGUGCGAUUAGCAGACAGUUCCAUGGCCAAAAUGCCUUCCUGUAAACGAAAGCUGGUAGCAGUUGUGCCUCCAGGGGUUAAACCGGAAGCACUGAAGCAAAUGUUGCUGAGUUCCAAGCUCCUAUCAAGUACUGUAUCAAGUAGUGCAACCCCACUAACAAGCAGGUUGGCGAACACGAGUGAAAGCAAGAUAGUGGCAAUGUGUUCGUCAGGAGAUACUGCUGACACAGUGAGACCAGUCCAGUUGAAGACGUUGAAGCAUGCAGUGAUGGCAAGCAGAGUGGCAAAUGUGAAAAGGUCUUCAAGUGGCGUUACACCUGUGGUAGAGCGAGUUACUGCAAGCGAGGCAGCCCACUCAAGCUCUUUUAUGACUCCAAACUGUUUAGGCAGGUUGAGGCACUCGGUGAGCUCAUACCCAACGCCUGCUGGCUCUUCGAAGGCACUGAGCCAGCUCUUGACUCCUGACAGGCUGGUGACUGCAAGCCACCCGGAAACAGGUGGCAAGCUCCAUGUGCGGACGGUGGCAUCACAGACGCGUCUCAACCGGCCACGGCUGCGACACUUGUGCCAGCGCCUCAAGACGCUACAGCGAAAGUGUCUCAAGCUGCAGACCAACAAGCGGCACCUACAGCAUGAACUGUCUUCUGCACGACAGGAAGCCAAGCGUGCCCAGACCUUCAUCAAGGAGCUGCGCCUCACCCAGUUCCAGGCAAGAUAACAAAAACGGAUCUUUCCAGUAAUGUUUCCUGAGAAACACUCUUUUGAGUGUCAACUUAAAAGUGUCCCAACUUUUGUUGUAAGGUAGUACAGAUACCAUUGAUACCCAUUUAGCAAAAUCUCAGGAAAUAACGUUUUGCAGACCUUUCUGGAAAAUUAAGUAAAGGAAGCUUGCA